Lasiodiplodia theobromae is the source of this 2667-nucleotide messenger RNA. Its product is annotated as Acetylglutamate kinase. The transcript has 2 exons. Gene Ontology annotation, biological process: L-arginine biosynthetic process. NCBI's taxonomy places the organism in Eukaryota, Fungi, Ascomycota, Dothideomycetes, Botryosphaeriales, Botryosphaeriaceae. Bases 1 to 2667 code for a protein of 888 amino acids. Gene Ontology annotation, molecular function: N-acetyl-gamma-glutamyl-phosphate reductase (NADP+) activity; acetylglutamate kinase activity; arginine binding. Gene Ontology annotation, cellular component: mitochondrion; mitochondrial matrix; cytoplasm. The record is from RefSeq and is a predicted model, not a curated record.
AUGUUGCCUCUCCGCUCUCGCGCCGCCAGCGCGGCCGCCCGCAAUGCCAUCCGCCGCGCUCGUCCCUCGAUACCGCGCGCUGCUCCUGCAGCUCUGCAGUCAUGCACCGCCCGCCGCUAUACCACGUCCAACGAGAGUCGCCAGGAGGGCGCGAGGACUGCUAUCAUGAAGAUCCUCAAGGACGUCGGCUCCAAGCGUGAGAUCCAGCAGUACCUGGCCCAAUUCAGCUCGGUGCAGUCCCAGCAGUUCGCCGUUAUCAAGGUCGGUGGUGCCAUUCUGACCGACCACCUUGACGCUCUCUGCACUGCUCUCCGCAACCUGACCACCAUGGGCCUGUACCCCGUCAUUGUCCACGGUGCCGGCCCUCAAUUGAACCGUAUCAUUGAGGCUGCUGGUGUCGAGCCGCAGUUCGAGGAGGGUAUCCGUGUCACUGACCCCAAGACGUUGGGCAUCGCCCGCAAGCUCUUCCUCGAGGAGAACAUGAAGCUGGUGUCUGCGCUGUGGGCCGAGGGUGUCCGCGCCCGCCCCAUCACCGCUGGUGUCCUGGGUGCCGACUACCUGGACAAGGAGAAGUGGCAGCUGGUUGGCAAGAUCAACAACGUCAACAUCAAGCCCAUUGAGGCUGCCAUUGCCGCCAAGGAGCUCCCGGUCUUGACCUCCAUGGCCGAGACCGACGCCGGUCAGGUCUUGAACGUCAACGCCGACGUUGCCGCCGGUGAGCUUGCUCGUGCUCUGGAGCCGCUCAAGAUCGUCUACCUUUCGGAGAAGGGUGGUCUCUGGAACGCCAACACCAACGAGAUGAUUUCGACCAUCAACUUGGACGAGGAAUACGACCACCUCAUGGCACAGCCUUGGGUCAAGCACGGCACCAGGUUGAAGAUCAAGGAGAUGAAGAACCUGCUGGACGACCUGCCCAAGUCCUCCAGUGUGGCCAUCAUCCACCCGUCUUACCUGGAGAAGGAGCUCUUUACCGACUCCGGCGCCGGUACCCUGAUCAGGCGUGGCGACAAGGUGAAGACCGCGAGCAAGCUUGAGGACUUCGAGGAUGUCUCCAAGCUUAAGGAGGUUCUCGUCCGUGACAGGAAGGGCCUCGAUGCCGAAGCCGUCGUCGACCGCUACAUUCAGAACCUUGGCCAGCGUCCCUUCAAGGCCUACUUCGACGAGAAGAUGGAGGCUCUUGCCAUUGUUCUGCCUCCUACCGAGCAGGAGAAGACUGCCCACCUCGCCACCUUCACCAUCACCAAGUCCGGCUGGUUGACCAACCUCGCCGGCAACAUCUUCACCCGUCUUCAGGCCGAUUUCCCCAAGCUCAUGUGGACUGUUGAUGUGCACGACGAGAACCUUACUUGGUUUGCUGAGCGUGCUGAUGGUUCCCUGCGCCAUGGCAACGAGGUUCUCUACUGGUACGGCAUUACUGACCUCGAGGAGGUUCGCCAAUUGAUGCUUGAGUUCAAGCAGCAUGGCCGCUCCAUGUUCGGUGACAUCAACCUUGAGUCUCAGCUCAACCGCGCUGCACAGUACGCCGAGGGUCUCAGGGCGAGGGCUGCACAGAACUCCCAGACCAGGUCCUACUCUACCAGCGCCCGCACGCUCAAGGGGAGCUCCAUCCUUAGCUCUGCGUCUGCCUUCAAGACCCCCUCUUCCUCCAGGGGCUACUCCACCACCACCAACCCCAACCCUCCCUACGGCAUCAAGUUCAAGAGCAAGGACUGGCCGUCCAAGGUUGCUCUGAUCGGUGCCCGUGGUUACACUGGCCAGGCUCUUAUUGACCUCAUGAACAACCACCCCAACAUGGACCUGAGGCACGUCUCUUCCCGUGAGCUUGCCGGCAAGAAGCUCCAAGGCUACUCCAAGCGCGACAUCACCUACGAGAACCUGUCUCCCGACGAUGUCCGCCGUAUGGCCGAGGCCGGCGAGAUCGAUUGCUGGGUGAUGGCCCUUCCCAACGGUGUUUGCAAGCCCUUCGUCGACGCCAUUGACGCUGCUGGCAAGCCUGAGACCGUCAUUGUCGAUCUUUCGGCCGACUACCGCUUCGACUCCAACUGGACUUACGGUCUCCCGGAGCUCGUCGACAGGUCCAAGAUUGCCAAUGCCACCCGCAUUGCUAACCCUGGCUGCUAUGCUACCGCCGCGCAGAUCGGUAUUGCUCCGAUUGUUGACUUCCUUGGUGGCCAGCCCACCGUCUUCGGUGUCUCUGGUUAUUCGGGUGCUGGCACCAAGCCUAGCCCGAAGAACGAUGUCAACUUCCUCACCAACAACCUCAUUCCUUACAGCCUGACGGACCACAUCCACGAGAGGGAGAUUUCUUCUCAGCUCGGUACCCAGGUCGGCUUCAUCCCGCACGUUGCCGUCUGGUUCCAGGGUAUUCACCACACCAUCAACAUCCCCCUCAAGCAGGAGAUGAAGGCUCGUGACAUCCGCCAGCUCUACCAGGACCGCUACGCAGGCGAGAAGCUCGUCAAGAUUGUUGGCGAGUCUCCUCUCGUCAAGAACAUCGCCGGCAAGCACGGCGUUGAGGUCGGUGGCUUCGCCGUCCACUCUUCGGGCAAGCGCGUCGUCAUCAACGCUACCAUCGACAACCUCCUCAAGGGUGCCGCUACCCAGUGCCUGCAGAACAUGAACCUUGCUCUCGGCUACGGCGAGUACGACGGCAUUCCUCUUGAGUAA